Messenger RNA from Pisolithus orientalis, 2406 nucleotides. RefSeq names its product RhoGAP-domain-containing protein. Lineage: Eukaryota; Fungi; Basidiomycota; Agaricomycetes; Boletales; Pisolithaceae. The coding region runs from base 97 to 2103 and encodes 668 amino acids. The record is from RefSeq and is a predicted model, not a curated record. The transcript is spliced from 13 exons. Gene Ontology annotation, biological process: signal transduction; regulation of GTPase activity. Gene Ontology annotation, cellular component: cytoplasm.
AGACAGCUGGUCACGCCAACGUUGCAGGAACCAAAGCGGCGAGUCUACAGCGAAGUCCCUGCUCGCCCGUCCGCCUAGUUGGCAGUGAAUGUAGCCAUGGGCGACGACGCUUAUCCGGCUCGGAAAUCUACUGCCGAUCACUCAGACUCAAGCAAUCCGGCCGAUGGUGUCACUUCUCUAGGCCACCACUCGGUAAUACAGGAAGGCGUCACUUCCCCAACGCUCACCCAAGUAUCCCUGAAACCAUCAUCGCCUCCCCCAAGAUCAAGUUUGGACUCCCCAGUCCGGUCACCUGUGUCUAGGCAUCGAGAGAGUAUACCCUUGACCGUUGAGCGGCGAGAUACCUUGUCUACCAUUCCUAGCGACGUCGUCAGCUUGGUUGAACCAAGUUUUGAUGAGAACGUUCUGAGAGCGCUGUGUGAACUUGAUUGUGGUGUCCCUCUCCUAUUGGAUCGAAUAAAGCAGAGUCUUGUAUCUUGUCGGGAAGCAUCAGCAUUCUUCAAGAAGAGGGCGGGCCUGGAAGAAGAGUAUGGCAAGAGUCUACAGAAGCUCGCCCGAAGUACCUCCGAAGUUUACUCCAUGAACGACGGUAAAGCGGGGUCUUUUGUCACUGCAUGGCAGUCGUCUAUGCGGCUACAUGAGCUGAUGGCGGAAAAUAGGAUUCGUUUUGCUCAUCGGCUCAAUGAAAUGAGCGAGGAACUGGCCUCACUGGCAAAGGAGGUAGAUAAGAACAGAAAACAGACGAAGGAGCUGGCGAGCCGGUACGAGCGCGCAUUGCAGGAGGCGGAAAUUAACAUGGAAAAAAGUAAAGCCCGCCUGGAUGUCUCGUCUGAGGAGCUAGAACGUGUGCUACUGCAGAAGGAAGGGGAGUCAUUCAGCGAGAGUGCUGUGCAGGCCAAACCAGGCGUACUUGGGAGUAAGCGGGUACUUGGCAAGGCUGUGGCGAAGGGUGGUUUGUUGCUCAAGGGCAAGAAUCCGAAUAUCUUGCGGCAAGAGGAUGAUAUCCGGUUACGUGUGUCCAAUGCGUCCGAUUCUUAUCGUAAGGCCUUGCACGAUACCCAAGCAAUGCGACAAGAGUACUUCAAUUUCCAAUUGCCUCGAAUUCUGCGGGCGUUGAAGGAGUGUGUUGAUGAAAUUGAUUUAGGGACAAAAUAUCACCUCACAAGAUAUGCCUUUCUGUUUGAGAGUAUUGUCCUCAGUGACGGAUCAACCCUUGUCCCCAUCGCUCCAGAGGAAGAAGGAGCUGGUCUCAAGGCUCUAUACGAUGCGAUCGAUAACCGUGUGGAUUUUAAGACGUAUAUGCAGAACUACGCAUAUGCACGUGGCGGAGCUGCUAGGGGACCAAGGCGGGAGGGACCUGCUGAGGAAGGUUUUCUUCCCCCUCUACCCACCCACAAUGCAAGCUAUGCUGCAGCGCAGCCGCCGCAAAGUGUGGUGAAUGGGAAUACUCAGAUAACUGAUCGUGGCCGGCCCACCUUUGGAGUUGACCUGGCCGAGCAAAUGGCUCGGGAUCAAGUCGAGCUUCCCCCCGUUCUGGAAAAGUGCUGCGCUGCCAUCGAAAAGUACGGCAUUCGCUCCCAAGGCAUCUAUCGCAUAAGUGGUAUGGCUAGGAGGGUUGGCAUGCUCAAAGAACGGCUCGACAAAGAUAUGAACUCCGUUGACCUGGAUUCGGAAGAGUGGACGACAGACAUCAAUAAUGUCACCAGUGUCCUCAAGAUGUGGUUUAGGGAAUUACCUGAACCAGUCCUUACUUUUAAUCUCCACCAGGGUUUCGUUGAUGCCGCUAAAAUCGAGAACGACCGUCUGCGACACAUCCGGUUACACGAGCGGGUCAACGACUUGCCAGACCCGAAUUAUGCUACCCUCAAAUACUUUAUGGGACACCUUCACAAGAUCGCUCGAUAUGAAGGAGACAAUUCCAUGUCGAUUCAGAAUCUGGCCAUUGUGUUUGGUCCAACGCUUUUCGGCCAAGUCGGUAACGGAAGUACAUCUGGUCAUGCGAACGUUACCAUGGCGGACGCGCCUUAUCAGAACAGGGCUAUCGAGACUAUAUUGGAACAUUACACAGAUAUAUUCGUGGAUGAGAGCGAAGUAACGACAUAGACUUUGUUGGUUGACUCCGCUGCAAGUAAUCUCUCAAGAUGUCUUAUUUAUAUUGAUUUGUACGGACACGUGGAGUGAUCUUUCUUUUCUCUUGUUUUCUUGAAUCUAUUUAUUCCAUACAGAUUACAGUAUUGGGAACUAGGAACGUGGAUUUACGUAUCAAUUGUCGGUAUGCCUGGAUUUUCAUUUGUUCAACAGGUGUUGAAGGAGGCGUCGUAAUAGUGCUAGUGGCAUCAGUUGGUAUCGCAAUAACGUUAACUGCGACUUGGUCUUUGAUGGGGACGACAUAAUGAAGAGCUGAAC